This is a messenger RNA of Chinchilla lanigera (long-tailed chinchilla), 2506 nucleotides long. It is a transcript of the gene Prrt2, whose product is annotated as proline-rich transmembrane protein 2. The record is from RefSeq and is a predicted model, not a curated record. The coding region runs from base 151 to 1461 and encodes 436 amino acids. Gene Ontology annotation, cellular component: membrane. NCBI's taxonomy places the organism in Eukaryota, Metazoa, Chordata, Mammalia, Rodentia, Chinchillidae. The transcript has 3 exons.
ACUGACUCGCUCCCUCCCGGGCUGCGGCUAUUGGAACCGCGGCGGCGGCGGAGGCGGCUGGGGCCGUCCGGAGGCCGGCGUCGAGGAUCUGCUACUGUCUCUGCUAUCCCCUCCUCCCCACAGGGGCCCUCUCCCGUCUCCCCUCUCAAGAUGGCAGCCAGCCCUUCUGAGGUCUCUGAGGCCAAGGGGGUGGAAGAGAGUCCCGAGACCCAGGGAGAAGGGCCUGGCAAUCCCGAAGCUGGAGCUGGUCCUCUUCCGGUCCUAGCAGGGGUCCCAGAGCAGCCAGAGGCUCUGCAGCCAGGCCCAGACACAACUGCAGCCCCUGUGGACUUGGGGCCCAACGCUGGGCUGGCUCUAGAAACCACAGGGACCCCAGCUGAAGCCCCGGAAACAGCCCAGGCUACAGACCUCAGCUUAAGCCCAGGAGGGGAAUCAAAGGCCAACUCCAGCCCUGGAGAAGUGUCCCAAGAGCCAGCAUCCAAACCAGCAGGGAACAAAGAGCCCACUGCAGCCCAGGGGUCAGAGCAGGAGCCCGCAGCCCCACCUGAGCCAGCCUCAGAGCCUGCUCCCAAGCUAGAGCCCCAGUCAGACCCUCAGCCAGCUUCCCAGCCCACCCCCGAAGCAGCCCUCCAACCGGAGCCCCCUGCCCAAGAAGACCCCACCCUGGAUGUCCUUACCGAGAACGUGGGGGAAAAGCAGGAGAAUGGGGCCGUGGUCCCUCUGCAGGCUGGCGAUGGGGAGGAGGGCCCAGCCCCUCACCCGCACUUGCCCCCCUCAACAAAACCCUCCCCAGCGAAUGGGGCUCCUCCCCGGGUUCUGCAGCAGCUUGUUGAGGAGGACCGAAUAGGAAGGGCUCACGGUGGGCAUCCGGGAUCUCCUCGAGGUAGUCUGAGCCGCCACCCCAGCUCCCAGUUGGCAGGGCCUGGGAUAGAGGGGGGUGAAGGCACCCAGAAACCUCGGGACUACAUCAUCCUUGCUAUCCUGUCCUGCUUCUGCCCCAUGUGGCCUGUCAACAUCGUGGCCUUCGCUUAUGCUGUCAUGUCCCGGAACAGCCUGCAGCAGGGGGACGUGGAUGGGGCCCAGCGCCUGGGCCGAGUGGCCAAGCUCUUAAGCAUCGUGGCACUGGUGGGGGGGGUCCUCAUCAUCAUCGCCUCCUGCGUCAUCAACCUAGGCGGUGAGUGGGGGUCGGGGACAGGCAGGGGAGGAGCGGAAGGGCUGACAAGGGCAGCUUUACUAACCCCUGGCCCUGCUUUCUCCUGUCUGUUCUCCCUACUUCUUUGUCUCUCUUGUCUCCCCCCCUUGCCCUCCCUGUCUCUGUCUGUCCUUCCCUCUCCUCUCCCACAGUGUAUAAGUGAGGGGCUCUGCCCUGCAUCCCAAGACCUUUCUUCCUGUUGGGAGCUGCCUUGGGCCCAUCCCUCCCAUGGGGGGAGCCCAAUCGAUGGCCCUGGCCCCCACCCCUAGGGACCAAGGGAGCCUGAGCGGACUUGUUUACAGCUUCUUUCCUGCUCCUGCAUCCUGCCAGGCUCCUCUGCCAACCGUAGGCCUCCCCGCUCCCUGCACUUCUGUCUGCUGAUCCUUCCCCUCCAGCCUCCUGGCCUCCCUAGCCCCGCACUUGUGGAAACCAACCUGCACAUCUCCCAGUCUCUGUGCUCUCAGCCACCCUGCAUCCCUCCCAGCCUCCCUGCACUUCCAGUCUCCCGGUUUCUCUGAACUUUAACCCUGGCCCGUUCCCAACUUCCACUGUCUUGGCAUCUAACCCGUUCCUCCCCUCCUUCCCUUUAUCAUCUGUACCCCCUUCCCACACCCCCCUUCCUUAUUCUGCCUCUUCCUCACCCCUCAGCAUCCUCUUCACCUUCCUGCCACCGUUUAUUCUGCAAGAACUCCAGCACUUAGACUGUCAGGCCGGGGGAGGUGGAGUGGUGUCUGGACAGGGCUACCUAGCCCGGGGCUCCAAAUGUUCUUCGCUGGGGGCCCGGACCCCUUACUACCCCGCCCCCACCAGGCGCUUUUUGGGUCGCCAGGAGGCAAGCCAGCCUGUCCUGGGGACUUGGGCAAGGGGGUCCCGGUUCUAAACGCGCCAGGGCGGAGAGAGGGCGGCGCCUGGAGGUUCCGAAGGAGCCGACCCGCCCACUUGAGCUUUUAACCUUAAGGGAGUUUCUUGCUUGAAGGUGUCGGGAAGGGGGGUUCGGGCCAUUCACGAAACAAACAAACAAACAGAGGACCAAAGCUCCCGGCUGCUGGGGGCGAAGGAGGAGCGGGGAGGCUCUAUAAUUAUUUUCUAAGACGACCAGGGAUGUUUGUUGUGCGCGACAGCCCGCUGAGGAGGCAGAGGGCCAGCUGCGACGCGUUUCGGAGUUGGCGGAGUUUUUGUUUUCUAAAAAAAAAAAGUUGGGGAGAAAAACUAAAAUUCCUUUAAAACAAGAUAUAUAAAACUGACUUUCCCCUUUGUAUGCUGGAUGCUGCAUGAGUCUGAAACACCAAUAAAUGGAGACUGCAUGAGACUCGG